CUUUGUAAACGCAUAACUUUAAAAAUUCCUCAAGUAAACCUAAACCCAAAAUAAAAACGAAAACAAAAUUAACAAAAUAACUAAACUUUGUUAAAUAAAAUGCUAAAACAAUGACUGACACAGCAAAGAAAACAAUCCUAAACCAUGAGCAAUAUAGUACAAUUCUAGAUUUCAUUCAUAAUUACCGAGGACUCGCUAUCGACUGUGAAUUGGAAAUGGAACAAAGAUUCCCCGAGAUCCAUCGACAAACCCUCAAAAGUAUCCUAGUCACCGAGAUGGGACUACGCACAAAAAUUCAUUUUAGUAAUUAUCAAGCAAAUGCCGUAAGGCUCCUUAGAAUAUUUGAAGACAAAUCAGCACAUAGUUUUAAUAAUAACAUACUCAUCGAUAUAGCCUGUUCGGAACGAAUGUCGCCCGUGAUACUUUGUCGAAUAAUUUUACAAGAAAGGUACAAAGACUUCCAGAAGAGUGAUAUAGCCGAGUUAAUGAAGAAACCGAAUUUAAUCGAGGACGAAAAAUUGGCGGGAAAUGUUAGACAAUGUACGUUGAGUGAUAAUCAAGAGGGACCUGUUGUUGAUAUACGAAGAAGGUGCCUUGGGGAGGAAUAUGAAGUUAAGCUGAAAAAAAUGGCCACGGAUGCGAAGAUGGCAUUCUUCGAUGAGAACGACCUCCGACGGACGGGGUUCGAUAAGACCCCCGAUCUUAAACUGGUGCUUCCUUGCUUGUACAAAGGCUGUGUUGUGAAUUGGAUAGAGAGUAAGGCGCUUUUUGGCGAUGCCAAAACCCAUCGAAGGUACCUGUACUCACAGCUUUCUAGUUAUAGCAACAGGUUUGGUCCUGGGAUAGUCAUUUAUUGGUUUGGUUACCAUGAAGAGAUUGUUCAUUUGAAAGAAAACGGGCCCGGCCUUAUAAUACUCGCUGACUUUCCCAGCCUCGAACAUUUGGAGUUUUUAAAUACGUGAUACUUAAUAAAAAGUUGUUAGUUAAAUUAGUAAAGAAAAUCGAAUAAUGCAUUUUUUAAA
This is a messenger RNA of Eupeodes corollae, 1022 nucleotides long. Its product is annotated as CDAN1-interacting nuclease 1. NCBI's taxonomy places the organism in Eukaryota, Metazoa, Arthropoda, Insecta, Diptera, Syrphidae. The transcript is spliced from 4 exons. The coding region runs from base 111 to 962 and encodes 283 amino acids. The record is from RefSeq and is a predicted model, not a curated record.